This is a messenger RNA of Brassica rapa (field mustard), 1755 nucleotides long. Its product is annotated as mitochondrial ATPase complex subunit ATP10. Gene Ontology annotation, cellular component: mitochondrial inner membrane. The record is from RefSeq and is a predicted model, not a curated record. Gene Ontology annotation, biological process: mitochondrial proton-transporting ATP synthase complex assembly. Lineage: Eukaryota; Viridiplantae; Streptophyta; Magnoliopsida; Brassicales; Brassicaceae.
AUUGGAAUGGUGAUUCUAUUCCAUUUAACUUUAUUUAUUUGUUACCAGUUACACCCUUUAUUUUCUUAUCUAGAUGGACGCAUCUAGCUAUACACUCAUUUGGAAUACACAUGCAAACCUACAAAAAAUCUUAUUUCCACACAUCCAUCUAGUGUUAAAUGCUCUCAUACAUUUAGAAUGUAAAAGGUAAUGGAGAUAUCAGUGUAAUACAACACAUACAAUGAAUAGUGAUUUAAUCAAAUUAUCUACAUAUUUAUAAAAUUACUACAAAAAUUAGUAUUCAUUAUAUCAUAUUAUGUUUUGUAAAAUAAUUUUAUUUUACUUACAUUGUAAAGUAUACAUUAAAUUCAGUGUAGUCUAAGUUAUCAUGUAUAAUCUGAAUUUAAAAAGUGAAUUAAGAAAUGAUAAACAAUAUAAGAUAACAGAAUUUCAAAGAUGAAUAUAUAUAUAUAUAUAUAAUAUAUAUAUAUAUAUAUAUAUAAUAAACUAAUUAAUGUAUUCGGUACAGUGGUCUUAAUUUUGAUAAAAAAAAUAGAGAACCUAGGGCUUAUUUCCUUUUUUUCCCAAAGCCAUGUGCACGGGCCCAAGUAAAAAAAAAUGCGUCUGCCGGGAGUCGAACCCGGGUCUAUUGCUUGGAAGGCAAUUAUCCUAACCGUUGGACUACAGACGCUUUUGCUUUUGUAUUGAUCAAUCUAUAUUAAAUAAAAUAAAACUUAACCAAUCCGGUUAGAGAUAUUCGUUAAAUCCUGGAUUGAAAUAUUGGUUUGAUCGGGUAUAAGGUUAUAAAUCUCGUUUUCAAGGUUCGUUUAAACCAAGUAGGGGUUUAAGGUCUUCAACAAUGGCGACGACCUUGAAUCGAUUACGUAGCUCAGUCUCUGCUCUCUCGCAUCGAGCGCUCUUCAAUUCCACUCGCCGUGACUCUCUCCCUUCGCGAAUACCAGCUCUUCGAUCAACCACCCGGUCUUUCCUCGAUUUCUAUCAGUUCGGAAACAAGAAAGCGAUAGAGGAUGAGCGUGCGAGACUUAACGAUGAGAUGAAUCGGGGGUACUUUGCUGAUAUGAAAGAGUUCAAGGAGCAUGGUGGUAAGAUAGCAGAUGCAAAUAAGACUGUUAUUCCUGCUGUGUCAGCUGUGAAAUUUCCGGAGUUAGCAGUGACUCUCUCUAGUGGAGAAGUCUUGAAGUUGCCUAUUAGUUGUAGUAGUGGUGAGGUUAACGAAGAGAGUUUGGCUGUUCCUAGAGUAUCGUUGGUGUGUCUGUCUUUCCGAGCAAGCUCUCAGGAAAUGAUCAGCUCGUGGAGCAAGCCAUUUCUUGAAUCGUUUGGCGACAGGAAAGAUCUGCAGGUGUUUGAGGUUUCAUUUAUAGAUAAAUGGCUGUUGGGCUUGGCCCCUAUAAAGAAACUACUUCUCCGGGUCUUGCAAAAACCGAAGAGCAACGAGAACAGUGUCCUGCAGAGGCGAGUUGUUUACUCAUUUGGGGACCACUAUCACUUCCGGAAAGAAAUUAAAAUUCUGAAUCUUCUCACCGGGUAUAUCUUCCUACUCGACAAAUCCGGGAGAAUAAGAUGGCAGGGUUUCGGAACAGCAACUCCAGAGGAAGUAUCUCAACUUCUCUCUUGCACCUCACAACUCUUGGAAGAUCAAUAAAGUAUCUCUUCAUGACUUCAUCUCAACAGAGAAUCUUUUCUUCUCAUAAUAAUACGGAAAACAUUGACUUUUAACUCUAAAGUAAAAAAAAGAAAAGUUACAACCUUGCUUCA